GCUCCAAUGUAUUAUAGAGGAGCUAAUGCAGCAAUUUUGGUGUAUGACAUUACAUCCGAGGAAAGUUUUCUAGAUAUGAAUUCUUGGAUUGAAGAAUUACGCAAGAAUAUGAAUGAUGAUCUGAUAAUACAUGUGGUUGGUAAUAAAAUCGAUUUAGCUCCAGAUCGACGAGUUAUACCAUUAAAGAGAACACAGGAUUAUGUUUCACGUAUUUUAGGAAAUAAUUUUAGUGUACAUGAAGCAUCAGCCAAAGAUGAUAAAGUAAAGUUUCAAAAGAUGACAUCUCGUGUUCGUGAACGUAACAUUGGCAAGUUCCUCCUACCAAAUGAUGCUUCACUUGAUCGUGACCACGUUCAAGCAAAAUUUGAAAAUGGUUUGCUUGAAGUUAAAAUUCCCUUCAAAACAUAUAGAGAAUUCAGGGUCACAUUGAACGUAAAACAACUGAAAGUGGAAUAUAGCAGAAUUCAAAUUCUUGAAUAUAUAAUAAAAGAAUUACAAAUUCUAUUAAAAUAUGCAAUGGAAUUAAUCUUUUAA
Molecule: messenger RNA, 534 nt
Organism: Entrophospora candida
Lineage: Eukaryota; Fungi; Glomeromycota; Glomeromycetes; Entrophosporales; Entrophosporaceae
Source: the annotation of a GenBank genome assembly